Messenger RNA from Apaloderma vittatum (bar-tailed trogon), 435 nucleotides. RefSeq names its product protein tyrosine phosphatase-like A domain containing 2 (gene HACD4). The record is from RefSeq and is a predicted model, not a curated record. Gene Ontology annotation, biological process: very long-chain fatty acid biosynthetic process; fatty acid elongation; sphingolipid biosynthetic process. Gene Ontology annotation, cellular component: endoplasmic reticulum membrane. NCBI's taxonomy places the organism in Eukaryota, Metazoa, Chordata, Aves, Trogoniformes, Trogonidae. The annotation marks the transcript as partial. Gene Ontology annotation, molecular function: 3-hydroxyacyl-CoA dehydratase activity. The transcript is spliced from 4 exons.
AUCACUGAGAGAAUAAUUGUUUUAUUCGUUGUGAUCAACAGUCAGGAAGAAAUUCAAGGGAAAUAUGUUGUGUGUGUUUUAUUUCUCCUUUGGAAUUUAGUGGAUGUGGUAAGGUACACCUACAACAUGUUAGCAAGGAUGGGAAUAUACUACCUACCACUGACAUGGCUGAACUUCUCACUGUGCAUCCCACUCUACCUCCUUUCAGUUCUGGCUAAAGCUUUUGCAAUUUGUGUAUCACUGCCUUAUUUUGAAUCCUUUGGCACAUACUCCAUCAAGCUACCAUUUCCAUUUGCCUUCUCAAUCUACUUCCCCUACCUUCUGAAAAUGUACCUGCUAGUGCUCUUUAUAGGUAUGUGCUUUAUCACCCAGAACCUCUUCUCUGAAAGGAAGGCACAUUUAGGGACAGGCAACAUCAAAAUAAAAAGAAGCUAA